Molecule: messenger RNA, 2613 nt
Organism: Papilio polytes (common Mormon)
Lineage: Eukaryota; Metazoa; Arthropoda; Insecta; Lepidoptera; Papilionidae
Gene: MOF
Product: histone acetyltransferase KAT8-like
Exons: 1
Coding region: 88-1416 (442 amino acids)
Biological process (GO): regulation of DNA-templated transcription
Molecular function (GO): histone acetyltransferase activity
Source: RefSeq, a predicted model, not a curated record
CUAUGGUUAUUUGUAAUAAUGGCAUGGCUACUUUAAUAAACUAUGUUGCGCGGUAUUGCGUGAUACGAUUAAUGUGUGUGUUCUAACAUGGCAAAAGGUGAUAAGGAAUUUGAAAAACCUAUAGUGAAAGAUGAAUUACCAAAUCCGGAAUGUAGGAGCACUGAUAAUGAGGAAUCCGAGUCUGUACAGGAAUUACAACCUUUGGAUAUCGGAGAGCAUUAUUUAGUGCGGCGUUCCGAUGAGUCAUGGCACCCGGCCGAGAUAAUACAAACGCGGUACAAUGCCGGCGAGUCUUGUUUCGAGUAUUAUGUCCACUAUGUGGGCUACGAUCGCCGCCUCGACGAAUGGGUUUCCCGCCACAGGGUUAUGUCCGACAGGUUUGACGUUUGCGAGCAAUCUAAUAAUAUAAAUUCAGAUCAUCUCUUAACCGACAAAUCAGGUCGUAAAAUAACGCGUAAUCAAAAACGUAAACAUGAUGAAAUCAAUCACAUACAGAAGACUUACGAGGAGAUGGAUCCUACGACCGCGGCGUUGGAAAAGGAACAUGAAGCGAUCACAAAAGUCAAAUACAUAGAUCGUAUUCAAAUCGGAAAAUAUGAAAUAGACACCUGGUACUUCAGUCCGUAUCCAGACGAGUAUGGUAAACAAUCAAAACUAUGGAUAUGUGAAUUUUGUCUUACAUAUAUGAAGAUGGAAAAAACGUUCAGAUACCAUUUAGGACAAUGCCCAGCUAAACAACCUCAAGGCAGUGAAAUAUACAGAAAAGGUACAAUAGCUAUUUUCGAAGCAGAUGGCAAGGAGCAUAAAACUUACUGUCAAAAUCUUUGUUUACUUGCAAAGUUGUUUUUAGAUCAUAAAACGUUAUAUUUUGAUAUAGAACAGUUUUUAUUUUACAUACUUUGUGAAGUGGACAAAUAUGGAGCACAUUUAGUUGGUUAUUUUUCAAAGGAGAAAGAUUCACCGGAAGGUAAUAAUGUAGCAUGCAUACUUACCUUACCACCAUACCAAAGACAAGGUUAUGGGAAGUUUCUUAUAGCAUUCAGCUAUGAGCUAUCAAGGCUAGAACAAGUGGUGGGUAGUCCAGAAAAACCAUUAUCUGACUUAGGUAAGCUUAGUUACAGGUCAUACUGGUCUUAUGUCUUACUAGAAGUCUUGAGUGUCAGUAGAGGUACCCUGAGUAUAAAAGACCUAAGUCAAAUGACUGGGAUAUCCCAAACUGAUAUAAUAACUACCUUACAAUGUAUGAAUAUGGUGAAAUAUUGGAAAGGACAGCAUGUAAUUUGUGUUACACCAAAGAUAGUAGCGGAACAGUUAGCUAGUCCCCAUUUUAAAAAGCCCAGGUUGUGCGUAGACAGAUCUGCAUUACGAUGGUCUCCGCCAAAUAAACAAGGGAACUCGGCAAAGGCUAAAAAGUAGUACAGGCUCACAGGCAGGGCUUAGAGAAUGUUUGUAAUCUUCUUUGUAUGACUUUCUCUAGGUACAAGCCUGUUGAAAAUAACUUCCAUAUAAUAUUUACUUUCAAACAGUAAUUAGGGUGAAUUAUAAGUGUUUACAAAUAAUAGUAAAACUUCUCAUUGCAUUUGUUGUAACAAUUUUAGCAGUAGUUUAAUAAUCCAAGUUAAUAAAUGUUUUGUAAUAGAUCAAUUUUAAGUAGUUAAGCCAGAAAAUGCUAUUAUUAAGUUUACAAAUUUAUUACUAGUUAAAAUCUUUCAUUGUGAAAGUAAGAUUUUUUCAGAUAAGUAACAUGAGAGAGCAUGAAAGUGUUUCAGUGCUUCUGACAUUCAAUUUGUAUACUCAUGUCUACUCAAUUGAUGGAAAGUCGUCUUAAGAGGUUUCUUAAUAUUACUUGUGUACAAAAGCUUUGCCGAUGACCUUGUAGUGUUAAACUGACAUUACCGAGUAGAUAAGAACAUGGUCAGUGUUAGGAGAGGGAGGUAUUGGCAUACUUUUCAUUGCUUAUAGAUGAAUUUAGAUUCCAUUUAUAAACAUUUUCAUUUAUAAUUCCGGAAAAUUCCGAGUGUCUAAGAUCUGUGUACAACCUGUUUAGUUCCUUUUUAUACCGGUAUAGUGAUACUAAUUUUAAGUUCUAACUUAGUUUAAGUUCAAUAACUAAUGUGUACAUUUUCUCUUAGUUUUAAGUGUAAGUAUAGUUAAAUAUUGAAUUUGUCAAAAAACAUAGAUAUACAUUCAGACAAACUUGUUUCAGUGUUAUUGAAUAUUUUUUAAAUUACAGGCUGUAACAUUUUUUUUUAAUUUCGACAAGGUUAACAAUUUUAAUAUUUGACAACACCACAGUUAUUAAGGUUGCUGCAAUUCUGUUUAUCAUAAUAAAAAUAACUCAAUAGUUAUUUUCUGUGCAGUUUUUGUUUUAAGACCAUAAUUUUAGUGUUCAGUUAGUGAAGUUUGUUAUAGCUUAUGCUUGACAUUUUCUUGAGUUUCAGAGUUAACAACUGAUUUUUUAAUUUACUUGAAGGAAAUUAGUGUAAUUAAUUGAUUCUUAGUAAGUUACAUUGGUAAGCUUGGUCCCACCUUACAAUAGGCAUUGAGGGUAGGUUUGAAAUUUGUAAUUUCAACCUACCCACAUCUAGGUUGUAAAACAUAAUUUAUGUUUGU